Molecule: messenger RNA, 2619 nt
Organism: Rosa rugosa (rugosa rose)
Lineage: Eukaryota; Viridiplantae; Streptophyta; Magnoliopsida; Rosales; Rosaceae
Exons: 4
Coding region: 166-2406 (746 amino acids)
Source: RefSeq, a predicted model, not a curated record
GUGAGCCCAUUUGAAUCCUUCGGCAUGGCUUUCAUAGUUCCAUUAGCAAGAAACAAAGAAAGAUAGAAAGUAGUCAAAGUACAAUAGUGAAAAGUCGCCGUGCCCCAAGAGUCAAGACGGCGAGGUCUCGAUUUUGGAGAACUGCAAUUAACCGCAGGAUCGUGCAUGCUAUCAUCUCGUUCACUCAAUCACCACACUCAAAUAAGCAGAGCACCAAAAUCUCACUGCUUCCCCACUUCCGACCAAAACAGAACCUCACUGGAACCCAGCACGGCGGCCGGAGAUGAGAUGGCCGAGGACGGCAGUUCAAUAGCUGCAGAGUUGGACCGAGCGGCAGAGGGAUUGUCAACCAGAGAAGCGGAGCUGCUGAGGCAAGAGAUUGAGCAACACAAGCACGAAAAGGCGGUGCUGGAGGAGAAGCACCAAUUCGAGAUUCUAGAGAGGCUGAAAGUGAAGGACGAGCUUCACGAGUAUGUGGCGGGGGACAAGGAGGUAAUUUCCAAGCUGGAGAGCCGCAUUUCGCGGCUGGAGGAGGGAAGAAUUUCCGGGAAAUUGAGCAAGGAGAGGCGCCGCCUGGGAUCGAGGAGGAGCCAGCGGCUGGCGAAUAUCGAAGCUGAUCAAAAUAGAGAGCAUGAGUCUGAUGAAGAUGUAGAGGAGGAGGUUGAUUCUGAUGGAAAUGGAAGCACGGCGAGUGAAGGACCUCCUCCUCCUCCACGUAGAGGUAGAGGUCGGCCGCGUACUAAAACAAAUGAAAAUCUGCAAGUGUCAGGUAAUAAAAAGCAGAUGAAAAAGAUAGGGAGGAUAAAGAGUGUGAGGAAACACAAGUAUAGAGCCCCAGAUCAUGUACAAUACCGUUGUAAUAUGCUGGCAUUCCUUAAAAUAAUGCAAAAAGUAAGAGAACGCUUGACUAAAAGCCACUUGGAGUUGCUACAGCAAACUCCGUUUUGGCCAUUGAUAUCGGCAUUUUACAAUGGUAUGAUUUCUGAAAAUGACUGCAAGAAAUCGGAGAGUGACAUCAACGACAUCAUCCAAUGCUACAACUCAAACUCAAAGUGUUUUGAGUUUGGUAGCAGAUCUGCGUCUUUAACGCCAGAGGACAUCUCCGUGAUUUUGGGGCUGCCACAAGAAGGUGAAACACUAAGGGUGACAGGGCUGUUUGGAGUCAACAGAUACACGUCGGAUUUUGUCGAAAGAUAUUUCAAGGAUGAAAAGAGAGUUAAGAAAACAUUGGUAGAUGAUGGUUUGGAGAAAGCGUUACAAGGGAAAAGAGAAACUGAUAGAGAAGAUGUUGUACGCCUUAUUAUACUAGAGUUAUUCAUCACAUUCUUAUUCUGCAAUGCGGGUAGUACUAUUGGAUGGAAAUUAGUCAGGUGCUGUGAAGAGUUAGAAAACAUGUCAAGAUAUUCAUGGGCAAAAGCAGUUGCUGACUUUCUAAGCAGCACAUUGGAGAAAACGUCCGGGCAGUACGGGCCAUAUUCUACUGGCGGAUGUGUGGUUGUCCUAUUGUUUUGGUUGUGUGAGAGAAGUAAUCUUAUACAACCAGUUGAAGGAAGGGAGACAAUUACACCAGCCCUAAUAAAAUGGAAUAUCCAGGAGCUACACUUGAAACUGCAACGAAUGAAGGACUUUGAAGAACUUGGGCGGAGUUUUGAGGGGGCCAAGGAGAACCAGAAGAGAGAUGGAGAAGACAAGGAGGAAGAUGGAAAUGGAACAGGAGAAAACGAAGAAACACAAGAAGAAGAUAGAAGAGAAGAAACUGAAACAGAUAGAGGAGGAGAAGAAAGUGUUUCUGAUGACAUAGUGGUUCCAUUGGAAGACGAACUUCAAGCUCAAAUGUCUCGCUUCCGCUCUUCCCCUAUUUUGAAAAGGUUGAGCAGAGACAAUGAGAACUUACGAAAAAGAAAAGCAACAAGUUUACGGGAUAAGGUUCAAUAUGCGAGGGUGGAAGUUGAAAGAGCUCAAGGAGAAGUGGACAGGCUAGCUGAAAAAUUGGAGAGGAAGAAGGAAAAAGCAUCAAGAUUAAAGAGAAAACUAAAAGAAGAAAAGAAGGAGAAGAGAAAGCUGGAAGAGGAGAAUGAAAUCUUAAAUGCUGAGAAGAGAUCAUUGCUUGAGUCUGUGACAAAGCUGGUGAAAACACUUGAUGCUGAAAGGAAAGCAGUGAGAAACAUAGUCAAAGAGAAAGCGGAGGUGAUUAAAGAGAACCAACAACUUAAAGAUCAGCUCAAUCAAGGCAGCUGCACUGCAGCUAAAUUGGGAGAAAACACACAAACUCAGGUCUCUCCGGAGCAGUCCUAUGUGACAAGUUUUGAAAUCCGAAAGAGGGCAUUAGAUCUAGGGCUUGAUAAUGACAAAGGGUGUGAGAAAUAUAGGAAAUUGGGAGACGAUAAAGGAGAGAGAAAUAGUUGAUGUUCAAUCUGAUGCCAUAUUUGCAGGCAUUUUCGGAUGAAGAAAUUAUAACUUGUCACGAUGAGGAAUAAAGUCAUAAACGAACAGGUUCUUAGUCUCUCGUUUAGUUGAUGUUGAGAAGUUUAGGUCUUCUGAGCAUUGUAUCUGUAUAAAACAAAUCAAUAACUGGCUGUUCUAGAAUAAUUAAUUGAAACUGAUGUUAAUAUUUCAUAA